Molecule: messenger RNA, 4954 nt
Organism: Priapulus caudatus
Lineage: Eukaryota; Metazoa; Priapulida; Priapulimorpha; Priapulimorphida; Priapulidae
Exons: 16
Coding region: 363-4379 (1338 amino acids)
Cellular component (GO): nucleus
Source: RefSeq, a predicted model, not a curated record
GUCAUUUGGUCAGAUGAUUCAUACAGUUAGUUGGUUUGCGAAAUGGCGUCGAUGCUCUUUUGUCUGGGAAGAUGGCGGUAUCGUUGUUGUUGCUCAGAUGUUUUACAAUAAUAUAAAAGCUUUUCAGUCGACAUAAGAAGUAUAAAUGAUAUGUUAUGCCUGUGGAUAGUGUAGCUGUUUGUAUUUUCUAACAUAUUCUGUACCAAAGUGUUGUUUUAGUCAAGCUUGGUAGUGUAAUUAGACCCUGUAAACUAAGAAGAUUGGCUGGCAGUACGGCAGUAGGCAGUACGGCAGUACCACCAAAAGUGGAGUUCAGUAAAAUUAUUCAAAAUGUAGUUUGAAGCCUGAACCUAAUCUUCGAGAUGCCUCGGAGAUCACAGACGCGAACUGUGGCUGGCAAAACCAGCACUGUGGAUCAAACUGGAGAUGGAAACUCAUCAGAGAAGACUGGAGGGGAAGGAGAUGAGGCUGCGAAGGAAGAAAAUAAGAUUCCAACUGAACCACCACUGGUCGUAAAACGUGGAAGAGGUAGACCUAGAAAGGACGGUACACCUGCAAAAAGCCAAGCCUCCCCAAGUGUUAUCAAGAAGCCACCAGAAAAAGUAUCGGAGGAGAAGCCGGCCGGUGCCUCUCCCGUGAAGAUGACGCGCAGCGGCCGCGUCAUUCACUCGCCCGUGCGUCCCGGCGCCAUGCCAUCGCCGCCGCCAAAGCCGAAGGAACCCGCACACUCGCCGCGACCGGCCGCCAAGCCGACGCCGAACAAGUCGUCUCCGAUGCCGGUCCCCCUGGCGGGAAGAAAACGAAUAAAGUCGGAUGCCGGCGCAACGGCCGCCGUCGUGAGACCCCCGCCAGCGAAGAAACUGCCAGGAGACAGCGAGCGUAAAGAUGGAGUGAUGUUGCAGCUGGCGACGCCGCCGGCCGCCAAUCUCGGCGACGUGAAACAGGCGGUCGACCACAGCAGGGAGAUACGCGAGAUAUUCGGAUUUGCCGACGACGAGGGUGACGGCGAGAAUGCGGAGAAAGCUGAGGAAGCCGACGGGAGGAUCGUGGAGAGAUCGGAGCUGAAGAGCGCAGGAGAAGCACGUGUGGAGAAGGGAGAGGCUGCCGGUACGCCAGCGGUGGUUGCAGAGAAUUCCGGCAAAGAGAAGGAGGGUAGCGAUGAAGCUGAGAAGAAAGUCGCCGUAGAUGAGCUUCUCAUAGAGGAAAAUGCGACGAAAGUCUCCAUUGAGAUGCCUGUAGAGGAAGCCAGGGAGGAGGCAAAGGAAGGUGAGGUGUCCAGAGAGGAAGCAGAGAAACAGUUUGCUGUGGAGGAGGAAGUAGUUGCUAUUGAGCAACCUCAGCAGCAGCAACAAGAGGAGGAACUGGUUUUGCAAGAAUCGGCUAUGUCAUAUCCAGUGAUUGAAGAAGACAGUGAAGAAUUAACCACAGAACAACAGGAAGAGAAAAUUAUCGCCAUGGAUACAAACACGCCGAUGACAAUUGAGGAAAGUACAGUCGUUGGCAUAGAAGCGGACGCGGUGGUUGCCGAACAACAAAGUAACGUGAUAACACGAGAGGAGGAGGUAGCGGAUAAGGUGGAUGGGGAAUCUAUCGAAGUUCAGGAUGCUGACACCAACACUGAACAAGACGUGAAGCACUGGCAGGUCGCUCAAUCCGCCGAGGGAUCGCGCGACUUUGUACAGGUCACGGAGGUCAUGGUAGCGGCCGCCGCCCUGGAGGCAGAAACAGGACAGGUGAUCCAAGAAGCGAUGGGGGAGAGCGAGGAGGUGGAGACGACCGAGCCGGUGGCGCCACCUGACAACACACAACCGUACACAAUUGUGCAGGAGAUUCACGUACAUCCAAGUCAGAUACAGGUAGAUGAAGGAGUUCAGCUUCAGAUAGAUAAUGUUGACAACAUUAUUCAGCUGGAUCAGCCAUUGAUCGCCAUCAGGCGUGGCAGGCGGUCUCUGAAGGAGCGGGGAGCCGAGUUUGAGAUGGUCGUACAGAACAGGGACGGCGGCAAGACUUUUGUCUGCGUAGAAUGUCAGAAGGAGUUUCCAUCGAGGGCGCUACUGUUCCGCCACACCGUCAUCCACACGGGCGAACGUCCGUACGAGUGCGAGAGCUGUGGCAAGGCUUUCCGACAGAGCAGCACCCUGAGCAGACAUAAGGCGACGCACUCGGUGGCGCGUCCGUUCGCGUGCGAUGAGUGUCCGAUGGCGUUCAAUCGUCGCUCGACACUGCUCGCGCACAAACGCACGCACAGCGAGCAGAAGCAGCACGUCUGCCCGAUCUGCGGCAAGGGCUUCCACCUCAAGGCCAACCUGCAGAACCACAUCUACGUUCACACGGGCGAGAGACCCUACAAGUGCCCGCACUGCGAGAAGGGCUUCAACCAGAAGUCGAACCUGGCCUGUCACAUCCAGAAGGCACACAACAAGGCGCCGAUCAAGUGUCGAACGUGCGACCGCGACUUUGCGAACAAGACGACUCUGCGCUACCACGAGACGUACGUGCACGGACCCGAGGCAGUCACGCACCUCCCCCUGGUGGCCAACCGCAAGGGACGGCCGCCAAAGUCCUCUAUCAUCACCAGGGACGGCGAGGAGAUUGAGGUGGAUGGAAACGGUGAGGAGGAAGACGAGUUGGACGAGGAUUACGCGAACGGCGUCAAGAUGAGGGUGAACAUCCUGCAGCGUGCGGGCGCGCCGGCGCGACGCGAGUACACGUUCGGUCCCACGACCCGCCUCGGUGGCAAGGUUGGUGACGAGAUGGUGAUGAAACACGGGCGCGUGCAGGUGUUCCACAAAAGGAACCUUCAGCAGGAGCCAUCGAAUCAACAGACAUUCUUACACCAUUGCACAGAUGGAGAGAUGAACAGAGUCCUCGGUAUGAAAGUGGCCACCAACCAAGAUGAGAUGUUGGAUCAGAGCAAGCAGCGGGCACGUGCCCCCCAGCCUACUAUAGCGAUGUUGAAGACUGGGGAUAAACCGAUGCUGGUGAAGAUCAUGCCACAGGUCGGAGGCGUGCAGACUGUCGUGCCGCUCACCAUGGGUGACCUGAAGCUGCUCGCCGUAGAAAGCUCCUCGACGGGCGACGGACAGAAGAUGUAUCGCAUACCCGUCACAAAGACACUCGUGCUUCAGGAUGUGCAGCAGGAGGAGCAAGAGCCCAUCGCAGGUCAAGAGGUCGCCAUCGAACCAAAGCAGGAACAAGCCGACGUCCUGGGAGCAGCAGAGACAGACGAAAUGCAAGAGGGAGUCGUUGAGGAGGGGGAGGACGAGGAAGAGGACGCGAUGGAGCACGAGUACACGCCCGUGAUGAGCGCGGAAGCGGGCGGCAUCGAGUACGUGACUCCGGGGAGCGGCGACGCCGGGAUCGCGAUGAUGCAGAACGCGGAGGGCACGUGGACGGCGCUGACGCCGGCGCAGGCCGAGGCAGCACGCAUCGCCGCGUCGCUGCCGCCGGGUCUCGAGCUCGCUGCCGCCGAGGGCAUUACGGCCAUGCAACAGCUCACGGAUGGACACGGGGACAUGCAGUACAUAGCGGACAACGGGCAACCGGUGUUUGCCACAGAAACCGCGCAGGAGUUCACCGAGGGUGCCGGUCAACCGAUUGAAGGUCAGAUGGUCAUGGCUGAAGGUCAAAUGGUGACAUCCGAAGGUCACGUGGUGACAGCCGAAGGUCAAGUGGUGACAGCCGAAGGUCAAUUGGUCACGGCUGAAGGUCACAUAGUGACACAGGAAGGCCAGGUGAUGACAGCCGAAGGUCAGAUGGUCACGGCCGAAGGUCAAGUUGUGGCAACUGAAGGUCAGAUGGUCACGGCCGAAGGUCAAGUUGUGGCAACUGAAGGUCAGAUGGUCACGGCCGAAGGUCAAGUUGUGGCAACUGAAGGUCAGCUGGUCACGGCUGAAGGUCACAUGAUCGCUACUGAAGGUCAGGUGAUGACAGGCGAAAGUCAGAUGGUGACAUCCGAAGGUGAAAUGGUCACGGCUGAAGGUGAGAUGGUCACGGCUGAAGGUGAGAUGGUCACGGCUGAAGGUGAAAUGGCCGAAGGUCAGGUUCUAGCUGCGGUCGACGAGCAGCUGCUGACAUCUGGUGGACAGGUAAUCACGUCCGACGGACAGGUGGUGACGACCAACGGCGAGAUGGUGACGGGCGACGGGCAGGUGGUGACGGGCGGUCAGCUGAUCACGGCCGACGGCCAGCCAAUGGAGGGACUACCAGAGGGCGCAUACAUCAACGAGCUCGGUCAGAUCGUGCUUCCGGGCACGCAGGUGGUUCAGGUGCUCCACGAGGUCACCGCUGCGGACGGCUCCACGCAGCAGUUUAUCGAGGAGAGAAUUCUCGUCGGCGAUCCGAUCCUGCCGACCGACGACACGCAGGACGCGGGCUAGCGGCGCCACCUGGUGCAACGACGGGGAGCGAAGUUACACCAAAACCUCGCCGAUGUGGACGCGAGGGGGGCGACGACGACGGCGUUUCCGCAUGUAGUGAGAUUUGCGGUGCGUCUUGUCACGCGUUGGACGUAUAACACGAGUGGCGGAUUGUAUAUUUUGCUGAACUGGUCACCGUAGCUUUAGCAUCAUAGUUUUCAUGCACCUUGUAUAGCAACCAUGUUGAGCUAGUUUGUACACACACUGGCCUGUAUUUAGUUUGUGUACAAUUAGUGUCACACAUUCCACAUUAUCUGUAGUUAACCUCAUAUUGUCAAAAUAUUACUAUAAAAAAAUUGUGUUAUAAAAGUUUUGGAACCAACAAGACACAAACGUGUGUAGAUUGAUAGUAACUGAAUCGAGUUGUUCUGAAUUUGUCAACAGGAUUGCUUUAACAUGUUUAAUAGUUAUUAAAUAAUUUUAUUUCCUUUACAAUUUCAACGUAUACAUUUCAUGGUCAUUUCAUUUGUAGCACUAUACGCUUGUAUUAUAUUGCUGCACGUAUUUUUAUGAAAUAAAACAUGUAAAAUCACUAC